GUCAGAGACCAGACGAAGAAGUGUAAGCGUAAACAAACAUGGCGGACGGCUUGCGUCCAAAGACCGAGCUCGUUAUACAUACAAUCGCAACAACGGAGUUUUAGCAUAGCCAGCAGGUUACCUAGGCAACCACAGCCCGUCUGAAGUAUUCUACUGUCAAAGAUUACUCGACUCUCGUUGUGGCGUCCUGUGGACCAUGGAGCAGUACAGCAUUCUGGGCCGUGUGGGAGAAGGCGCUCACGGCAUCGUGUUCAAGGCCAAGCACAUCGAGACGGGCCAAACGGUGGCGCUGAAGAAGGUGGCUCUGAGGCGCCUGGAGGACGGCGUGCCCAACCAGGCCCUGCGAGAGAUCAAGGCCCUGCAGGAGAUCCAGGACAACCAGCAUGUGGUGGCGCUGAAGGAGGUCUUCCCUCACGGGACGGGCUUCGUCCUGGUCUUUGACUUCAUGCUCUCCGACCUCUCUGAGGUCAUCAGGAACUCCCAGCGCCCUCUGACCCCGGCGCAGGUCAAAGGUUACAUGCUGAUGCUGCUGAAGGGCGUGGCCUUCCUGCAUCACAACAACAUCAUGCACCGAGACCUGAAGCCUGCCAACCUCCUCAUCAGCUCCUCGGGACACCUAAAGAUCGCCGACUUCGGUCUAGCCCGCCUCCUCAGCCAGAACCCAGAGCGACUGUACAGCCACCAGGUGGCCACCAGGUGGUAUCGUGCUCCUGAAUUGUUGUAUGGAGCCAGAAAGUACGACACGGGGGUCGACCUGUGGGCAGUAGGUUGUAUUUUUGGGGAAUUGCUGAACUCGUCUCCUCUGUUUCCUGGGGAGAACGACAUCGAGCAGCUAUGUUGUGUCCUCAGGGUGCUGGGGACACCCACGCGUGACACCUGGCCUGAAAUGGUAGACUUGCCAGAUUACAACAAAAUCACCUUCAAGGAGAAUCCCGCCAUCCCAUUGGAGGAGCUCGUCCCUGACUCCUCCCCCGAGGCCGUCCACCUGCUCUACAAGUUCCUGGUUUAUCCGUCAAAGCGGCGAUGCCCCGCCCACCAGGCUCUGGUCCACGCCUACUUUUUCUGCCCGCCUCUCCCCGCCCACCACUCGGAGCUGCCCAUCCCUCAGAGGGGCGGCGGCCAUCCCCACCAGCGGAUGCAGGCUCCGCCCUCCGACUUCUCCACAGACCUCCCCCUGGAGAAGAGCGUGGUGGACCCCGCACUGCUGCGGAGACACGCCUCCUGCCUGUGACCGCUGCAAAGAUAUCAAGUAUGGCAAAGGGGGGCAGGGCCUCACUGCAGUGCAUUGUGGGACUUGUAGUUAUUUUGUCCUCAAGACAAGACAGAAGAAAAGCAUUAAAAUGUUUAAUCAUUUGUUGAAAGUUUCAUCAGGCCAUAAAAGAGACAGGAAGUGGAGGGUUUGGGGGGCGGACAUCUUGCUGGGGAAGUCAACGAGGCACUUUGUUACCACUUAGCUGCAGGACGUCGGCCAUCUUGGCUGUUGCUAUAGUGGUCGCCGUAGCGACGUGUGUAUGGCUCUAGUUCAACUUCUAAAGGUUUUUCAUCACAAGCAAGCAAGUAGUUUCUAUUCUCUAUAGUGGUCAUAUAUCAAGGUUAUUUCCUUUUAGAAAAAUAAAAAAAAAUGACAUGCUUGGAAGGGUCGAGGUCAAAGUUCAGCCGAGGUCUUUGCAUAUGCUUUUUAAAAGUGUCAUUGGCCACGCCUCUUGUCCCGCCCACCACCUCCUCAGAGCGUCCAAUCACAUGCAGGAAGAGGCGGGUCUUAGCCAGAAAAGCCCUUAAAAUGACAAUUAAAAAAUCCUCCUAUCAGAGGGAGAGUCCACCCACUAGGCCCCGCCCACUGAGACGACGGCCAGUCAGAACCUGCGAGAGUUUGUGUGGGCUGGGCUCCAGCCAGGGGCCCAGAGCCUCUUCUUGCAUCGGCCCGGCUCUCGUCCAGUCAGAAGCCUGCGCUACACUGGUGCCUGAUUGGCUGUCGUCUGAUUGGCUGUCUUGAGCGGCGUCCAGCGGCAUCAGGAAGGAGAAGGCCGCUUGCUGAGGAGCGGCCGAGCUCCCACAAUGCUCGGCGUCGCCCUCCUCCUCCUCCCUCAUUUUGCCACUCCUCCUCUCCUCUCUCAUCUUCCUCUUCUCUCUCAUCCUCCUCUUCUUCUCCUCCUCCUUGGCCUCCUCCUCCACCAGGUCCAGGUCCAGAUCAGGAGGCCCUCCCCUUCUGCUUCUUGGUUUGCUUCCUCUGGUCUUCAUCCUCCUCCUCCUGUCUCCUCCUUCUCCCCUGUGUGUGCUGUGGGGGGUGGUCGCCAUGGUGACAGCCUCUCGUGAGGGGGUGUGGGCGGAGGCGUCUUCCUCAGGGCCUAUCAGAGAUGAGGGCACACAAUUAGCCCACUCCCUCAGGCCACCACUAGAGGCUGCCGUCAGCCCACUGCCACUACCUGCCAAUGGAAUAGGAUGUAAACUACUGAUACACUCCAGGUAACUUUUAUACAUUUAUAUAAAGUACAUCAUAUAAAUACCUUUUAGCCUGACCAUUAAUAAUGAUUAAAAGAAACUUAAAGCCA
This is a messenger RNA of Entelurus aequoreus (snake pipefish), 2549 nucleotides long. Its product is annotated as cyclin-dependent kinase 20-like. The record is from RefSeq and is a predicted model, not a curated record. Bases 197 to 1231 code for a protein of 344 amino acids. The transcript has 10 exons. Gene Ontology annotation, cellular component: nucleus. Gene Ontology annotation, biological process: protein phosphorylation. Lineage: Eukaryota; Metazoa; Chordata; Actinopteri; Syngnathiformes; Syngnathidae. Gene Ontology annotation, molecular function: cyclin-dependent protein serine/threonine kinase activity; ATP binding.